AUGACAUCCCCGAGACCAUGGUUCGACUGUGGAGCUACUCGUGGUCACUACGAGCGCGGCAGCAUUAUUAUCGCCGAUGAUGGAACCCGAUGGGAAAUCCUCGAACGCCUAAGCAGGACGAAUUCCAGAGAGGAGCAGACAUCCAGCGUAUCCAGCGUACCUAGCUAUGCCACCCUAAAGCUGCGCUGCGUAAAGUCCAGCAUCAAUCUGACUCCGAGUGAGAAAGGGAGAACCAAAGCAUUUAUUCUCCAUGCUGGGACGGAGUUUGAUGAUCCUAAUACUCGCGCUGCGCAAGCCGUUCCAAUCUUUCAGCCCAAUGAUCUCAGCGCAUAUAGAACUCUUGGCGGGCAUCCAACGACUUCGAAAUUUACACCGAAGCUGCUGGGAUCUAAGGUGUCGGUACAAGAGCCCUUAGGCAUCAUUCCUGGCGGGUUUCUUACGUUUAUUGGCUUCCUCUGGGCGAUGGAACCGGAAACGCAACUGGAUAUUGGAAUUUGCCGCCGCACGAGCGUGCUAAAAUCCGAGAACUCUUUGAAAGUCAUCUUAACUUAUUGGAUUGGAUAUAUCCUUUACUGUUGGUAUCUGGCCAAGGUCUAUCUCUGCCCACCACUUAGUCUGGAAUUCCAUGACCGAGAAAUUAAGGACAUGCCCUGGACUGAGGCUUGGCUGCCUGCAUGGGACCUCGUUAAAACUCCGCCGCAGAAUUGGUGGGCGCGAUUUGACUGGGAUGGGAAUAUUACGUGUUGGACAUACUAG
This is a messenger RNA of Penicillium daleae, 756 nucleotides long. RefSeq lists its product as uncharacterized. The coding region runs from base 1 to 756 and encodes 251 amino acids. The transcript is spliced from 5 exons. The record is from RefSeq and is a predicted model, not a curated record. NCBI's taxonomy places the organism in Eukaryota, Fungi, Ascomycota, Eurotiomycetes, Eurotiales, Aspergillaceae.